Messenger RNA from Sitophilus oryzae (rice weevil), 1370 nucleotides. RefSeq lists its product as uncharacterized. The record is from RefSeq and is a predicted model, not a curated record. NCBI's taxonomy places the organism in Eukaryota, Metazoa, Arthropoda, Insecta, Coleoptera, Curculionidae. The transcript is spliced from 2 exons. The coding region runs from base 97 to 699 and encodes 200 amino acids.
UUAUAUUGUUAGCAGACCUGUGUAGCAGACGUAUUAAGCCAUAUUAAGCACAGAAUAUACUAACGAAAAUAUAUUAAGCACGUAUUAAGUACAAGUAUGUCCUUUAGAAAUAAAAGUGUAUAUUCAGAGUAUUCAGACUGUGAUUCAGACCCAUAUGGCUGUGGGCAGAAUCAGCAGAUUAAUACUUGUUCCACUUGUAAUAAGUCUUUUAGUAUUAAACUGGAAGAUCAUUUGAAUACAUAUAGUCAUAUAAGUGCAAUUAAAAACAUGUUUUGUCAUUAUUGUGGUGUUCAGUUCAAUUUGCUGUCUGACUUGAAGAACCACCAGAUGGAAUCGAGAGAUCACCAAUUAAAAAUUAUUGUAAGAAAACUGAACCAUCCUCUGUUCAAAAUUGAACCUGAGGAUCCUAAGGAAGAACUAGAAUUAGAACUACAGAAACUAGUGUAUUACCUAUAUUAUUCAAAUGCAUUUCCUUACGAAGUCAGUUUGGAAUAUCUAAAAUGUUAUCAAUGGAGAAUGAGUUCGAAAGGUAUCUGUCAAGAAGGGAAGAAAAGUGUCACUAUUCCUCUACUGGAAAUCCUAAAGGAAGAUAUUGAGGUCUUGUUAGAAAGCGAUGAGAAGGCCAAUUCAACUAGGAUUAAGGUUUUGCAGAAAAUGGAAAGUUUAAUAAUUCUACAUAAGAACCUUAUAUAUAUAUAAAUAAUAUAUCUCUUUUGACUUCCAUAACAAAUUGGAAUAAAAUGUUGGAUAAAAUUAUCGGAGAUAAUCGUUUGAUCCUAGAUUAGUAAAAAUAUCCAGCAUUUUAUAUUUUUCUCUUUAUAUAAUUUUUGUUGUAUUUUUUUUACUUUCUAUUGCUUUUUUAUUGUUUCAGUUAAUCCUUUAUAAGUAAGUUUGUAGCAUCAUUUCAGUUUGAUAUUUUGAUUUUUUUACUCUGUACUAUUUUUACCUACCUAUUAUUAGUUGAGUCAUAGCUACGACUAUUAUAGCCUUGGUGCACUUCAGUUGAUUUUUAAAAUUUAUAAAAAACAGCAACGCUCGGUACGGCAGAAAUCAGAACUUUUCGGCUCUGUAUUUCAUGCAGACCCGGUUACUGUUCAUGUUGAUUGCAUUGAAAUAAAAUUAAAAUCCUUUAUUUAAGUACACUACUCAAAAUAAUUAUCACACAUCAUUAUUUGAAAAAAACUAACUAUUACAUAUUUCUAAACGAACCAUGCAUUUUUCUGCCUUCCUCUUGGUAGUUUUUUAUAGCGAGUUAGCGCAUAGCCUAAAGCUUGAUUUUCAUGCAUCCGUUAUACGUUGAUAUAUUGGUCCGACGGUGCUCUGAUUGGUCAUAGCGUUUUCGCGCCACUUUUCAUCCGUAAAUAUUUUAC